AUGUCAACCAUGCAAAAGAUCUUCGACGGCUUCCAGGAGCGCCAGACAAAACUUGAACAGUCCGAAAACCCUCUCUCUCACGGUGCAGCCCUCAUUGAAGGCCAGGUCUCCCCAUUGUACGAGGCCCGAAUCCCCAUCCUCGACCAGGGCUUCCUCCACAGCGAUCUCACCUACGACGUGCCCGCCGUGUGGGAUGGGAAGCUGUUUCGAUUCGAUGACCACUUGGACCGCCUUGAGGCGAGCUGUAAGAAGCUGCGUCUCAAGCCUCCCAUGUCGCGGGAUGAGAUCAAGCAAGCAACGAUUGACUUGAUCGCAAAGAGUGGUAUUCGCGAUGCCUAUGUCCAACUCAUCGUUACCCGUGGGUUUCGCUUUGUUCGUGAGCCCGUGUCUAGCGACACCCCCGAAAGCAACUUCAUCUACAUCUUGGUGAUGCCGUACGUUUGGAUCAUGCCUCCGCAGCUGCAGCAGUUUGGCGGCGAGGCCAUCGUCGCCCGCACAGUUCGACGCAUCCCACCUGGAGCCAUUGACCCUACAGUCAAGAACCUCCAGUGGGGAGACUUGAUCAGGGGUCUCCUUGAGGCUCAAGAUAGGGGCUCGCAAUAUCCCUUCCUGACCGACGGGGACGCCAACAUUACCGAGGGAGCCGGGUAUAACAUCGUCUUCGUCAAGGACGGCGCCCUCUUUACGGCCAGGAAGGGCGUCCUGGAGGGUAUUACCAGACGAACUGUCUUUGAUGUCGCCGAGGCGAACAAUAUUUCCAUCCACAUCGACGACGUACCGACAAGCUUAGCGUUUGAGGCCGAUGAGAUAUUCAUGUGCACCACUGCGGGUGGUGUCAUGCCUAUCACGAAGCUUGAGGGGAGCGCUGUGGGCAAUGGGGAGAUUGGUCCCAUCACCACCUUGAUCUGGGACGGGUAUUGGGCUCUUCACUAUGACCCUAAACACACCAUCGAGAUCAAGUAUGAGGAAUGA
This is a messenger RNA of Fusarium keratoplasticum, 972 nucleotides long. RefSeq lists its product as uncharacterized. Gene Ontology annotation, biological process: carboxylic acid metabolic process. Gene Ontology annotation, molecular function: catalytic activity. The record is from RefSeq and is a predicted model, not a curated record. The coding region runs from base 1 to 972 and encodes 323 amino acids. The transcript has a single exon. NCBI's taxonomy places the organism in Eukaryota, Fungi, Ascomycota, Sordariomycetes, Hypocreales, Nectriaceae.